Penicillium daleae is the source of this 1095-nucleotide messenger RNA. RefSeq lists its product as uncharacterized. NCBI's taxonomy places the organism in Eukaryota, Fungi, Ascomycota, Eurotiomycetes, Eurotiales, Aspergillaceae. The transcript has a single exon. The record is from RefSeq and is a predicted model, not a curated record. Bases 1 to 1095 code for a protein of 364 amino acids.
AUGCGUCACCCCCCUCCUACCCCAGGCGCCUUUACUACAUUCAAUAACAAUGCCGUCUUCUUCCCACCCGCCAACUAUACCAGCUGGCGCACUAUCUAUGGGCGAACCCUGCAAUUGCCGGAUGAGUCGCUCCUCAUGACAUGGGAGGAUUAUCCUCCUGAGCCUCCAACCGUUUACUUCCCCAUUUACCGAUCGAUUGACGGAGGUGCUACCUGGUCCGAGUACUCACGCGUCCAUGACACCAUGAACGGAUGGGGAUUACGCUAUCAACCAUUCCUCUACCAACUUGAUCAAGCCUGGGGCAAAUAUGCUGUCGGCACCAUUCUUAUGGCUGGCGCCUCAGUCCCGUCUGAUCUAAGCCAAGCCUACAUAGACCUCUACGCGAGCACAGACAAUGCUAAGACCUGGCAAUUUGUCAGUCACAUCGCAUAUGGGAAGGGACCUGAGACUGUGACCAACGGCAACGCUGCUAUUUGGGAGCCCUAUUUGAUGUCGUACAAUGGCAAAAUGAUCUGCUUCUUUUCGGACCAACGCGACCCAGCACACGCUCAAAAAUUAGUCGCAGUCACUACAAGCGACCUUGUGACCUGGUCAGCGGACUUUGAUGUUGUCGUGUACCCAACUUACGCCGAUCGUCCCGGCAUGGCGACUGUCGCGCAUAUUGAGUCCACGAACCAGUAUGUUAUGACUUAUGAGUACUGUGGCUCGCAACAGUGUCGCGCCUACUACAGGGUAUCUUCAUCACCUUUGACCUUUGCUUCAGUGCAGGGAUUACCUAUCGUGUCGAAUGACACUGCGAUCGCCCCAGUGGGUUCACCCUAUGUGAUCUGGACCCUGCACCCAAACCGCACCGAUGGAUCGGGUCUUAUCAUUAUGAACGGCGCAUCAAGAGAGGAGGUGUUUGUGAAUGAGGACACAGCUCACACAAACGGAUGGAAGAGGGUUAAUGUCGGCCAGUGGUCUUCUUAUUCUCGGUCCUUACGGAUCAUCCAAGUUGCUGGUCAGAAGCGGUUGUUAUUGGGGAAUGGAGGCAAUAUGGUAUCCGAUUCUUCGUGUAACUGGGUGGUUUGUGGUGUGGUUCCAAUUCCGACUUGA